GUUGGCGGGCAACGGUGUCACGUGAUAGCAGGUACCCGUCAAGAUGGCGUCUCUCAUUUGUUAUUAUUAGCAACACUGCGUAUUUUUUUUUUUAUAAGAGAUCACAUAAAAGUGGGAAUCCAAUUAAAUUUCAUUACAUUAAAGAAAUACUGGUAAAUCGUCAAGAAAUAAAUUAAUCAAGAUGAAUUAUUUGGGUACAGUUUCCAUCUUAGAUAGGGGAGAUGCCCCUGCACAAGCUGUUGUUGAUAGAAAUGCCAGAUCAAUGGCUCAACGAGUGGCUAAUGAAACUAAGGAAGAACUGGAAAAGGUUAUGAACAGAGUAGAAAAUAUUUAUCAAAAUUUUGAAAUGACAGAUGAGUUAUAUUCAGAUCAUAAUCCUAAUUUGGAAUUUGUCAAUGAUAUUGCUGAGCUGGCAGAAAUACUGCAAGAUCAAGUUAAAAAGAAAAAGUAUCAAGCACAAGUGACAGUAUUUAUAGUUGGAUUUCAAGAAGUCAGUUCUCAAAAACUAAAACUUCUUCAACAAGUCAGUGAGUUUUUCACAGAGAGUAUGAAGAUUUUUGAUGAUGAUGAAAUGCUGUCAACACCAGAUGUAGAUUUAGAUGAUGUGACAUAUAAAAUAGAUGAAACAUUAGACGUGGCUCAUGGUCUAGCAAACAGACUUGGAGAAAUAAAUCAAGAGAUCAUCGACUAUUUACUUCGUUAUGCAGAAAAUAAAGCAAAAAAUAAAUCAGCUCAAGGGGAAGGCAAGGGAAAGAAGAAAUUGGAGAAAGCUUUACAAGCUGCUAAAGAUGAUAUGACAAAUCUUAGUGAAAAACUCCUUUCAAUACAAUCAGAUCUGGAGGACAAAGAAGAAAAAAUGCAGCAACUGUAUAAACAACUAGAAAUAAAAACACUAGAAAAUCAGAAAUAUAAGUCAGCAGCUGAAAUAGCUAAGAAAAAUUUAUUAGAUUCUCAAGCAUUGAAAGAAGAAAUAUCUAACCGUGAUAAUAAGAUUAAAGAUAUGAGACAAAUCAUCAGUCGUUUAGAGAUAGAUUUAACACAAGCUCGUCACAGUCAUGAACAAAGUCAAAACAGACUGGAAAACUCAAGUAUGGAGAGUCAGCAAAAAUUACUAGAGUUACAGAAAGGUGUAGAUGGCAGCAAAUUGGAGACAAAUGAAGCUAAGAGAGAAAUGGAAAAAUUACAUGAAUCUCAGAUUAAUAAAAUGUUAGAAAGUCAUAGUAAAGAAAUAGACGAAUUAAAAGAACAGCAUCAAGAAGAGAUCAAUAAAUUAACGGAGGAAAUAGAAUCUCUAAGACAAGCAAAAUUAAACCUUCAGAAAGAUUUAUCAGAUAUAGAUCAUGGAAGACGUUUUGAAUUAGAUUUAUCUGAAAGCAGCCAAUCCAGACAAAGUUCAAGACAGGAUAGUCGUUCUGGUAGUAGAAGUAGUGCUUCUUCAAGCAAACAGAAGAACAAGGGAAAGUCCAAAGUUGGAAAAGAAGCAUCAGAUUUAUCUACUACAAGUGAUGGAGAUAAUACUGCAGACAAUAAGAGAUCAAAAUCCACCUUGGAAACGGUUAGGGAAGCAGACAACUUUGAGAAUUCUUGGAAUUUAUUGGAUGAAGAAUCAUGGGGCAGUGUUCCUGCGUCUGAUGUACCUGGGAGAUAUAAUCAAUACAGGAAACUGAGCCAAAAUCAUAUUAAAGAUCUUGAAGAUAAAUUACAGUUAAAUUUGGCUAGGAUGCAUCGUAAAGUUCAGACUCUAAAAACCCAGUUCCAAGAACAUAAAUCUAAAUGGGAUGCCGAAAGACAAAUUCUCAUGGACCAAGUCCAGCAGGCACAAUAUUUACAGACAGAUGCAGAGAAGGAAGCUGAUUCUACAAUAACUCAAUUAGAAAACUUCAUAACAGAACAAGAAAGAUUGGAAUUAGAAGAAGCGAAGAAAAGACAGGAAAUGGCUGCAUCUGCUGGGUUGUUGAAAGAGGUUGCACCAAGAAGUGUUCAGCCUUCUCCUAAUGAAGAUUUAAAUAAACUCAUGCAACAAACAGAUGAUGCUAAGGCACUAGCUUCUACAGUACCAGCAGAAAUGGUUCCAGAAAAAAAGAAUAUUGAUGCAAAAGAGGCAGAAAUAUCAAUUUCAACAUUGAGAGAUUUACCAAUUCUUGAUGAUGUCAGUGAAGUGGACAUUUAUUCUGAAAAACCUGAAAAGCUCCCAGACACUGAGGAAACAGCUGUCCAAACAGAUGAAAUUUGUAAAGAUGCUGUAACAGAAUCUGAUACUGAAAACCAAAGGCAACUUUCAGGUGAUCAAGAAGAAUCUCCUAUAAGUGUUUCUUCAGCAAAACCUCAGAAUUCAAGUGCAGUAACUGGAGGCACUGCGGAUGAUGAAAACACUAGUGGUGCUGUAGAAGAAGACACAGAUGAGGCUAACACAUCGGUGGCAAAAACAAGGCCUGUGUCUGGAAGAAGUUUCACUUCUAAUUCUCCAAUGUCAGAUGCAUCAGACACAAGAUUUAACCACAGUACAGUCUCUCAGACAGAUUCAAGUAUAGCCACUUCCUCUAAACCAAACUAUCUUGUUGUCAAGUUACCAGAUGGAGGUAGUAUUGAAGAUGAUGAUUUUCGUAUUUCUUCUGCCAAAAGUCGGCAUUCUCUUCGUUCUCAUUAUAAAUCAAAGAUUCAGGAGACAAAGAAAGCAGCAGAGGAUAGAAAAUAUAAGGCAGCUGCUCUGUCAAAAUCUAUAACCCAAGUUAAAGAUGAAGAAGAGAAGAUAAUAGAUGAAGAUCAUGAAGAUUAUUUAAAAGGAUUUGGUUAUUCAGUCACAGGAGAAUUAUUACCAGAACAUCCAGUAGUACAAGAAUAUUUAAAAUCUCAUAACAGUACUAUAAGUUUUAAAGAGGCUUUAAUAAAAAUACUUCUUGAUAAAGAUAUGAUGUCAGCCAGUCAGUUAAUAUCAGAUUUAGAAAUUCACCACUUUAAGAAAGAAGCAAAGAUAUUUCCACAAUUAGAAAAAAUGACCAAAAAUACCAGCAUGGUUCUGGAUGAAAUCAUCUCACUUUUAAAUAGUAUAUUAUUUAAUGACAGGGAUCCCCCUGUUUCUUCUAUGAUGUAUAUAUCACGAGAUCCAACAUGUAUGUCCAGAGAAAAAACACCGGAUACAUCUCGUACACCAGCACCAACUAGAGAGAGCAUACAUUCUAAUGUAUAUAACCAGGGUGUAGACAAUGUAGAUAAUGAAUAUAUUCGCGAUUUACAACAUCAAUGUCAUUUAUUAAAAGACCACUUAGAUGAAACAAGUAAGAAACAUGAAGAGCAGCUGAGACAUAACACUGUUGUAAUGAUGGAGAUGCAGGACACAAUAAAUGGAUUACAGAGAGAGUUAUCUACCCUUGGUAAAGCCCCACGUUCUAGAUCAGUCACACCACGAUUGCAGUUAAGUCAAGCCCCGUCACCAGAGUCUUCUAUCAUGUUUACAAGACUUGAUGCGGAAAGAAAUGCAAAGAUUAUGAAGAAAGCUGUAAAUGAUGCAAAAUUAGACCAAAACAAAUAUAAGGAUGCUGUAUCUCAAAUGGACAAGUACAUAAGCUUACCAGCUCAAAGACUAGCUCAUCUAGUUCAGAAAUAUGUCCACCAUUACAGAAUGAAAUACAUAGAAGAAACAGUACAGAAAAGUAGAACUUUAGAUGAUGAUGUUUUUGAUGUUUUGGACAAGAUGGAAGACCUACAGAACCAGAGAGCAAAACGGUGGGCGGACAAAAUGGAUGAAAUGGGAACAGAAAGAUUAAGAAUGGCUAAUUUACUAAUGGAAACAUUGGACAGUAUUGAAAAUGAAUCUGGAAUAUUUCUCAUUAAACCUAUGUACUCUUAUCGUGGAAGAGAAUUGCUUCAGAGAUAUACUGGAAAACUAAGUCGACCUAUCAGAUCAAGAAAAGCAAAUUCUUCUACGCUUCUUCCAGAAAACCUCAGAUCUUUUGGUCCGGCUCCCACACCAGCAUCUAACAUCAGAAGUAUUCACCGAGAAGUUUCAUCGUUACAGAAUCAAGACACUAGACAGUUAACAGCACCUUCACCAAAAGGUACAUUUGAUGGAACAGAUGGAGGUGUAGCAGGAGCAGCUGUUAACUGGGUUGGAACAUCUUCAAAUUCGACAUGGAAUAUGUCUGCAUCUCAACCAAGUGCAGUAAAAGAUGAUAUUAGUAGUUUUCACAACACUCCUAGAAUAUUAGAACUUGAUAUCAACAGAAUGCUGAUUGGUCAAAAUAAUAUAAGUACAAGAUUAUGUUAUCCACUCACAGAUGAUCGACUUGUUAACGCUUCUCAAAAUACCCUUCGUACCUAUGUUACUGUUAACAGACCUGCAGUUCAACCUAAAGGUCAAGAUAGACCUCAUUCUGUUACAGGUGCUAGAGAUUCAUGUGCUCCACCCACCACACCACAACAAAUAUCAUCCAGUACUGGUAUAAGUGAGGUUGAUGUACCACAGAAACUACCCAGUACACCACCAUUACCACCUAUAAGUAAAACUAGAAAUAUAUCGGCCUCAUCCUCUCGUCCGUCUCCUUCACUGGAUGGAGGAAUUCAUAUUAAACAUGGCAGAAGUUAUUCUGGAAAAUCACAGACGACAUCUGAUGAGGACUGAUCUACUAAAUACAAUAUCAUUUGACCAAGUUCACAUUGUACUACAAGAUGGUAGAUCGAUAUUCUGUAAAUCUAAGUAGAUAAUGAGUUUAUUUGAAUAUUGGAGGUUGAGCAUUCCAAUCUAUCCAGACACUACUUCCAAUCGGACUAUGGAAGCAAGACGUUCUGGUUGACUCAGUUGGCUUCAAACCACAAAACUUAUAGAAAUGGUGACAUGUCAUUCGUUUUGAAUUUUCUUCAUCUUAGUUCAUCCCAAUCUGAAUUUAUACAAAAAGUCUAUGAAGAAUUUGUAAUCAUGUGCUUAUAUUUGAAGUACCACCCAGUGAUAACCGAUUACAGCAUUACGUUUUCAAUAAUUGUGUGUUUGUACUUGAAGUACAGAAAAGUUAAAACUUUUAUGUACUGCAUUAUUUGUUCAAGAUAAAAAAUAAACUUGAAGUAGAGCCUUGUACAUGUAAUAACAUUAACGGCAUUAUGAUAUAUUCAAAUUAGGUUACUGUGGUCUUUAUUUGUGCUUUUAUGUGAUAUUUUGAUGUAUAUUAAUUUAAAUAAUUAUAUAUAUAAUAAAUUCUGUUAUUUAUUUAUUCAA
Molecule: messenger RNA, 5206 nt
Organism: Patella vulgata (common limpet)
Lineage: Eukaryota; Metazoa; Mollusca; Gastropoda; Patellidae
Product: tropomyosin
Exons: 41
Coding region: 182-4618 (1478 amino acids)
Biological process (GO): positive regulation of DNA-templated transcription
Cellular component (GO): nuclear body
Source: RefSeq, a predicted model, not a curated record